Didymodactylos carnosus is the source of this 1566-nucleotide messenger RNA. The record is from the annotation of a GenBank genome assembly. NCBI's taxonomy places the organism in Eukaryota, Metazoa, Rotifera, Eurotatoria, Philodinida, Philodinidae.
AUGAUUCCAGUCUUGUUAAACUCAUUUACUAACGUAAUUGUUUCAAGAUCGAUAAUAUUCGUUGAUGUUAAUACACGUUUGUGUAAUAAACUAAGUGGUGAUGAUAGACCCCGUUUCUUAUAUUCUGUAAAAUCAAUGACAUCUUCAGCAGCAAGAGCAAUGGCAAUGUUUGUAUCCGUAUUGGGAAUUAUAAUGAUGCCACUCAUCGUUGUUGGUCAAGGUGUAUUUGAUCCACCAACAAUGACUGCAGCUGGAUGUUCCGGUACAAAUCAAUGGACAGCAUGGCUUGAUGUUAGUGAUCCAACUAUAGCUAAAGGAGAAUUUGAAGUUACAAAACAUUUACAACAAUUGUAUCCAUUAGUUAUGUGUCCAUCGCCGACUGCUAUUGAAACUCGUACAGUAUAUGACGCCGCUCCCGCAUCUACGGGUGAUGUCUUUAAACUAACCAUCAUCGAUGGUUUAAUGUGUUUGAAUCCAUUUGUAACCGGUUUUAAAAACAAAAUAUGCACUGAUUAUAAAGUACGAUAUUGUUGUCCAAGGACUACAAUUGGUCAGAUAACAACUCCAGUCACUCCUAUUCGUGGUACAUGUGGUAGACAGCAGAUACAACCAUAUAGGCAACGAAUUGUGGGUGGAAUCGAUGCUGUACCCAAUUCCUGGCCAUGGCUCGUUUCUCUCCAAUUAAUGGGUUCACAUCAGUGUGGAGGUUCCCUAAUUGACAACAGACACGUUUUAACAGCAGCUCAUUGUUUAAAUCAAAAUCUGAUCGGUCAGUAUUCUGUUGUUGUCGGUAUGCAUAACCGUCUUAAUCUAAAUACUGGUUAUACUCAACGUAUUCCAAUUCAACGCAUAUUCAAACACGAACAAUACAAUCCUGGUCGAGAAGACAACGAUAUUGCUAUAUUAAGACUAAGUGUACCUGUUACAUUAAAUCAAUAUACCAGUAUUGUUUGUUUACCGGGACCCGAUCCACCAGUAAAUGCAAACGUCAUUAUUGCUGGAUGGGGAUUGACAUCAGAAAGGGGACGUCUUAGUGACAAUCUACGUCAAGCAACAGUACAAGUGAUGGAACCACGUUGUUCACAAGUAUAUGCACCGUUUACUGUUGUCAAACAAAUAUGUGCCGGAAAUAGUCAAUAUACAAAAGAUUCAUGUCAAGGUGAUUCAGGUGGACCGUUGAUGUACGAAGCGAACGGACAAUGGUAUAUCAAUGGAAUCGUUAGCUAUGGUGAUGGUUGCGCAAAGGCUGGCUAUCCAGGCGUAUAUACACGUAGCUCGCUGCGCAAUUUUACAACAACAACACGAGAAGUGACAUUAUUUAUAGAAAAUCGUAGUACAUUUACAAUUCAUUAUGCACUAUGGCCCCUUUUAUCGUUAAUAUUACUAAUUAUCGGUGUAUGGUUGAGUAUUUAUUUAAUGACUACAUUUUGUCGAUCACAACAUGGUCAACGAAAAAACUUUGCAUCAUAUUAUACAACACAAGAAAGCACUAUGGGAGAAAUAACAUCAAAACGACCGACUCAUCAAGAGAAUGAAACAUCGUCAUGCGCCCAACAUUGCGUUUAG